CAGUAGAGGGGAUGUCUUUUUGGUUCUCCAUUAGCCAGAGAAUUGUUUCAUAGGUUCACAAAGGCGGCUGGAACAUCAGAACCUGCUUACUCAGAAGAGUGAUAAGCAAUGAGUUCCAAACAGCAACGUGUGAAACUAAAUGAUGGCCACUUCAUUCCUGCACUGGGUUUUGGCACGUAUAAACCUGAAGAGGUUCCUGAAAACAAGCCACUGGAGGCUAUAAAUUUAGCUAUUGAGGCCGGGUUCCGUCAUAUUGAUACUGCGUACGUGUACCAAACUGAAAAGAAUGUAGGACAGGCUAUUCGAAGCAAGAUUGCUGCUGGCAUUGUGAAGAGAGAAGACAUGUUCAUCACUACAAAGCUUUGGUGCACUUUCCAUAGACCAGAGUUGGUUCGACCUAUCUUGGAAAAAUCAUUGGAAAACCUUCAGCUGGACUAUGUUGACCUCUAUAUUAUUCACUACCCAGUACCGAUGAAGCCAGGAGAGGAUCUGUUUCCAGAAGAUGAGCAUGGGAAGACAUUAUUGGACACAGUGGAUAUCUGUGCCACAUGGGAGGCCAUGGAGAAGUGUAAGGACGCAGGAUUGGUCAAGUCCAUUGGGGUGUCCAACUUUAAUAGCAGGCAGCUGGAGAAAAUCUUGAACAAGCCAGGGCUCAAAUACAAGCCUGUCUGCAAUCAGGUGGAAUGCCAUCUCUACCUGAACCAGAGCAAGCUGUUGAACUACUGCAAGUCAAAAGACAUCGUUCUAGUUGCCUACUGUGCUCUUGGAUCUCAAAGACCUGAACGAUGGGUAGACGCAAGCUCCCCAGUUCUCUUGAACGAUGCAGUUCUUUGUGACAUGGCAAAAAAGCACAAUCGAAGCCCAGCUCAGAUUGCCCUUCGCUACUGUCUUCAACGUGGAAUUGUAGUCCUUGCCCAGAGUUACAAAGAGAAUGAGAUAAAAGAGAACUUGCAGGUGUUUGAAUUUGAGCUCCCUUCAGAAGAUAUGAAAAUCCUAGAUCGCCUGAACAGAAAUUUUAGAUAUGCACCUGCUCCAUUUGGUAAGGACCACCCAGAGUACCCCUUUUCUGAAGAAUUUUAAUGUGGAGGCCUGUGUCAUGAUGUCUACACAAAGUCUCAAAGUCCCUCUACAUGGAUAAUGAUGUGGGCAACAUCCUAGAUGCUGGUGAUUAAACGUGUGUCACUUCUGCUCAAUCUGAGCUGUUUAACAGUCCACCUUUCAGCCAGACCUGUGUCCACCAGUCUGAAAUACAAGGCAUUACGUCUUCAGCAUUCUUUUAAAUAAUGUUAAUGUUUGCUAUAAAGGUCUUUCUUUAGUAA
This is a messenger RNA of Meriones unguiculatus (Mongolian gerbil), 1319 nucleotides long. RefSeq names its product aldo-keto reductase family 1 member C13. Gene Ontology annotation, cellular component: cytosol. Bases 109 to 1080 code for a protein of 323 amino acids. Gene Ontology annotation, biological process: steroid metabolic process. The record is from RefSeq and is a predicted model, not a curated record. Gene Ontology annotation, molecular function: aldose reductase (NADPH) activity; ketosteroid monooxygenase activity; steroid dehydrogenase activity. The transcript has 9 exons. NCBI's taxonomy places the organism in Eukaryota, Metazoa, Chordata, Mammalia, Rodentia, Muridae.